UACGCAUGCGCGGCGAGGGCGGGCCGUGAGGUGGGACGGCCCGCGUCUUCCGUGUGCCGCCGCCGACACCGCCGCCGCCUCAGCUUCGCCGCUCCUGCCCCUCCCGGGCUGCAUAGCCGGCGUUAGCCGCGCGAGGGUUAAGAGAGGGGAUCGACGGAGCGUGCGUGCUCGGGGGUUCCCGCAGUCCCAGCAGUUCCUCUCGCGGGUGGACUGCGAGGUCAGCAGCAGUCGGGGGAGGCCAUAGACGGCGCCAUGUCGGCGGGCGGCCCAUGCCCGGCAGGAGCCGGCGGGGGCCCAGGAGGAGCCUCAUGCGCCGUGGCGGUCUCCCCCGGCGGGGUAUCCAUGUUCCGGUGGCUGGAGGUGCUGGAGAAGGAGUUCGACAAGGCCUUCGUGGAUGUGGAUCUGCUCCUGGGAGAGAUCGAUCCGGACCAGGCGGACAUCACUUAUGAGGGGAGACAGAAGAUGACCAGCCUGAGCUCCUGCUUUGCGCAGCUUUGCCACAAAGCCCAGACUGUGUCCCAAAUCAACCACAAGCUAGAGGCACAGUUGGUGGAUCUGAAAUCUGAACUGACAGAGACCCAAGCAGAGAAAGUAGUAUUGGAGAAAGAAGUACAUGAUCAGCUUUUACAAUUGCACUCUAUUCAGCUUCAGCUUCAUGCUAAAACUGGUCAAAGUGUUGACUCUGGUACCAUUAAGGCAAAAUUGUCUGUCCCCUCUGUGGAGGAGCUGGAAAGAGAACUUGAAGCAAACAAAAAAGAGAAAAUGAAAGAAGCUCAACUUGAAGCUGAAGUGAAGUUGCUGAGAAAAGAGAAUGAAGCCCUUCGUAGACAUAUAGCUGUUCUCCAGGCUGAAGUUUAUGGAGCAAGACUAGCUGCCAAGUACUUGGAUAAGGAACUGGCAGGAAGGGUCCAACAAAUACAAUUACUAGGACGAGAUAUGAAGGGACCUGCUCAUGAUAAGCUUUGGAACCAGUUGGAAGCUGAAAUACAUUUGCAUCGUCACAAAACUGUUAUCAGAGCCUGUAGAGGGCGUAAUGACCUGAAGCGACCAAUGCAUGCACCACCAGGCCAUGAUCAAGACUCUUUAAAGAAAAGCCAAGGUGUUGGUCCAAUUAGAAAAGUUCUUCUCCUUAAGGAAGAUCAUGAAGGCCUUGGCAUUUCAAUUACAGGUGGAAAGGAACAUGGUGUUCCAAUCCUCAUUUCUGAGAUCCACCCAGGGCAACCUGCUGAUAGAUGUGGAGGGCUACAUGUUGGAGAUGCUAUUCUGGCUGUUAAUGGAGUUAACCUAAGGGACACAAAGCAUAAAGAAGCUGUAACCAUUCUUUCCCAGCAGAGAGGAGAGAUUGAAUUUGAAGUCGUUUAUGUGGCUCCUGAAGUGGAUUCUGAUGAUGAAAAUGUGGAAUAUGAAGAUGAGAGUGGACAUCGUUACCGUUUGUACCUUGAUGAGUUAGAGGGAAGUAGUAAUCCUGGUGCUAGUUGCAAAGACACAAGUGGGGAAAUCAAAGUGUUACAAGGAUUUAAUAAGAAAGCAGUAACAGAUGGACAUGAAAAUGGAGACCUAGGAACUUCAAGUGAAACUCCACUCGAAGAUGGUGCUUCUAAAUUAGAUGAUCUGCACAGUCUGUAUCAUAAAAAAUCUUAUUAAACUGACUAUCUCCAGACAAGAUUGUUAAUCAGACUAUUCUGAAUUUGGGGCACUAGGGAAGAUGGUGACAAAGACUGUACAAGAUCAAAGGAGGCUGUUUGUUGCCUAAAUGAAAGGCGGGUACCUCAGGGCUUCAUGUGAACAAUUCUAAAUGCAUAAAACUCCCUAUUUUCUGUGGUAUACCAUAAUUAGCAAUUGCAUGUAAAGUAAUUUUGAUUUUCUUAAAAUUGUGAAGCACCAAAGCAUGUGUUUCCCAAAAGGAUAGUACUAGGCUCUUAAGUACCAAAUGAAGCACUACUGUUUUAUUUGAUUCCUUUUCCAUUUAGUAGAAGGACAGUGCUAACUGGAAUUUUUUUAAGCAAUAGCUUUUAAAUAUAAGAGAAUAAAUGAAUUCAUAUUG
Messenger RNA from Physeter macrocephalus (sperm whale), 2044 nucleotides. RefSeq names its product golgi associated PDZ and coiled-coil motif containing (gene GOPC). NCBI's taxonomy places the organism in Eukaryota, Metazoa, Chordata, Mammalia, Artiodactyla, Physeteridae. Gene Ontology annotation, biological process: negative regulation of protein localization to cell surface. Gene Ontology annotation, molecular function: transmembrane transporter binding. Gene Ontology annotation, cellular component: membrane; trans-Golgi network transport vesicle; Golgi apparatus. Bases 253 to 1644 code for a protein of 463 amino acids. The transcript is spliced from 9 exons. The record is from RefSeq and is a predicted model, not a curated record.